Messenger RNA from Bombyx mori (domestic silkworm), 2542 nucleotides. RefSeq names its product glucose dehydrogenase [FAD, quinone]. The transcript has 5 exons. Gene Ontology annotation, molecular function: flavin adenine dinucleotide binding; oxidoreductase activity, acting on CH-OH group of donors. Bases 225 to 2198 code for a protein of 657 amino acids. The record is from RefSeq and is a predicted model, not a curated record. Lineage: Eukaryota; Metazoa; Arthropoda; Insecta; Lepidoptera; Bombycidae.
UUUACAUUGUUGAUGCGUAUAGGUCCCUGUAACCACUUAACACCAGGUGGGCUCGUUUACCCAUCUUAGUAAUUAAUAAAAACAUUGUGAAUGAUAUAUCCUCUUGUUUUUUUUUUGUUUUGUAACAAAGAUUGACUUGAGAUACCUUCGGUUCAUAAUUCUAUUACGGAUCACUGUGUAUUCAGACUUCGUUAGAUCAACACGGGUCUGACAGGUAGUAAAAAAUGUUACUGAAUUAUAUUUCAUUUUUAAGUGUUUUAAUUAGCACUACAGCGUUUCAUGACUACGAGUAUGGCGAUGAUUACGAACACGAUAGUGAUCAAUUUCGUGAACAGGGUAGAUCGUAUCCACAGAGUCCGAUCAUUGACGCAGUUUUGAAAUCAUACGCUCCUAAUUACGUGCCGAAAAAUUCUGAAGACAUUUUUGAUUUUUUGAGAGAUUCAUACCCACUGCCCGCAGGUCUUCAGAGUCCCUAUGAUGAAUAUGACUUCAUUAUCGUAGGGGCGGGCUCAGCAGGCUCUGUUUUAGCUUCUAGACUAACAGAAGAUAAGAACACCACGGUCUUGCUUAUAGAGGCCGGGAAGCCAGAAAUGAUAUUAACUGACAUUCCAAUUAUGGCACCAUAUUUUCAAUCAACAGAAUAUGCCUGGCAGUACUAUAUGGAACCCCAACCUGGAGUUUGUACGGGCAUGAUCAACGGUCGUUGUUUUUGGCCGCGCGGGAAGGCUGUCGGGGGUAGCAGCGUCAUCAACUACAUGAUAUACACGCGUGGUAGACCACAAGAAUGGGACAGAAUCGCGGCUGCGGGGAAUUAUGGAUGGUCCUAUAGCGAUGUUUUGGAAUACUACAAAAAAGGCGAGAGAGCUAAUCUAAACGGCUAUGAAAAAGAUCCAACGAGAAAUCGCAACGGAGAAAUGCCCGUUGAAUUUGCACGAUACAGAACCAAACUUAUCGAAGCAUUUUUGGAAGCGGGCAGAAUCCUUGGACAUCCAACAAUCGAUUAUAAUUCACCGCACCAAUUAGGAUUCGGUUAUGUGCAAACUACAAUAACCAAAGGACACCGACAAACUGCUGCGAAAGUAUUUCUGCAUAGACAGAAAACACGGCAAAACUUACACAUCUUGCCGGACACAUACGUCACUAAAAUACUGAUAAAUCCUCAAACUAAAACCGCUUACGGAGUCGAAUACGUACGCAACCGAUUAAAACAUAGUGUACUAGCACGUAAAGAAGUAAUUCUAUCUGCUGGUCCCAUAGCAUCCCCCCAGCUACUUAUGUUAUCCGGCGUGGGCCCCAAAGAACAUUUAACUUCAAUGGGUAUACCAGUUCUCAAAGAUCUGCCAGUUGGAAAAACGCUUUACGAUCAUAUUUCUUUCCCCGCUCUUAUAUUCGAACUCAACACAACCGACGUCAGUUUGAACGAAAACAAGAUGCUAAAUGCUAAAUCUGCAAUUGAGUGGAUUAAAAAUGGUGACAAUGUUAUGUCAUCUCCAGGGGGCGUGGAAGGAAUUGGUUAUAUCAAAACUCCGGUCUCUAACGAUCUGGAUCCUAUACCAGACAUCGAACUGCUCAGCAUUGGGGGAUAUAUACUUGUCGAUGGUGGGCCUGGAGGUAGCAAAGCGGUAAGAAAAGGAAUGAGAAUUAGGGAUGCAGUUAUAGAUGAGGCUUUUGGAUCAAUAGACAGAAUCUCUAAAGAUACAUGGAGUGCUUUUCCCAUGUUACUACACCCAGUUUCCUUUGGAAGAAUCGAACUUAAGAAUAAAAAUCCAUUUAGUCACCCACGGAUGUAUGGAAAUUAUUUAACUCACCCAAAAGACGUGGCAACCUUCAUAGCUGCAAUACGUCAUGUACAGGCUUUAGUUGCUACACCGCCUUUUCAGAAACUUGGUGCAAAAAUACAUAAAGCUCCCUACCCAACUUGCCGUGACAUACCGUUUGACUCAGAUGAGUACUGGGAAUGCGCUAUUCGCACCCUCACUGCUACUUUGCACCACCAGAUUGCGACAUGUCGAAUGGGACCAAACAAUGAUUCAUUAGCAGUUGUAGACCCAGAACUAAGAGUAUAUGGGAUCGAAAAACUGCGGGUCGUAGAUUCAGGAGUCAUACCACGAACUAUAUCUGCUCAUACAAAUGCACCCGCGAUGAUGAUCGCCGAAAAAGCUGCUGAUAUGAUCAAGGCUACAUGGACACAUCCUUGACAUGUUUAAACUCUAUCUUUUUUUUAUUUAAGUAAUAAUUAUGUGGUAUAUUUUUUUUUAUUGCUUAGAUGGGUGGACGAGCUCACAGCCCACCUGGUGUUAAGUAGUUACUGGAGCCCAUGGACAUCUACAACGCAAAUGCGCCACCCACCUUGAGAUAUAAGUUCUAAGAUCUCAGUAUAGUUACAACGGAUGCCCCACCCUUCAAACCGAAACGCAUUACUGCUUCACGGCAGAAAUAGGCAGGGCGGUGGUACCUACCCGCGCGGACUCACAAGAGGUCCUACCACCAGUAAUUACGCAAAUUAUAAUUUAUAAUGUAUAAUAAAUGCUCUGUAUUUUAA